ACCGAAUAAUCAGAAUGCUGCAGCUUGGGAUAUUUCUAGUUUUCGCCUGUAUGGCGUGCCAUUUUAAAGGAUCCUUGGCAGAUCGUCGGGAGCCGACAACAUCGGUGUGCGUUAUCCUGAACCCACGACGAGAUUGCGGCGAGUUCUGCUUGACAGCCUUGAAAAGGAUUCUGGAUUACAGUACGGGCUCUCGAAAUUUCCCAAAUGGUCAGACUCGUUUGAAGGAAUCCCUGAUGGAUCCUGAGGUUUCAAUUGAAACCAAAAUGAAGGCCUUGGAACCCUUCGGACUUUCCGAAACAAAUGAGGCAGCCACCAACAGAGCGGAAGGCCAACCGAAAAAUCUUCGAGAAACCAUGUUACAACUUCAAAAAUUUCUGGAAUCCACGGAGAGGGAAUUUGAUGGAAAGGAUCCGCAGCUCCCACUGGAUUAUUUAGUUAAUAGUAUUCAAGCAAAAGUUCCUAGACGCACAGAAGCAAUCCAUCCAAAAUAUUUCUAUAUUAAUAGUUCUACACUAAAUAAUUCUGCAAACACUUGUAGCCAAAUGGGAGGCUACUUGUUGAGAUUGAAAAACUUGGAGGAACUGAAUACCAUCAAGGAAAAACUAUAUGAAUUUAACAUAUACUGGUUAAAUGUUAAUUUUUAAUUAGGACUAAGAACUCUGUUUAAUGCUUAUGAACCUCAAUUUUAAUUUGGAAAAGUGCCAUUAAAUAAAUGUAAAUGUUUCUCAAAGA
Molecule: messenger RNA, 732 nt
Organism: Drosophila bipectinata
Lineage: Eukaryota; Metazoa; Arthropoda; Insecta; Diptera; Drosophilidae
Source: RefSeq, a predicted model, not a curated record